Messenger RNA from Sycon ciliatum, 3738 nucleotides. RefSeq names its product serine/arginine repetitive matrix protein 2-like. NCBI's taxonomy places the organism in Eukaryota, Metazoa, Porifera, Calcarea, Leucosolenida, Sycettidae. The record is from RefSeq and is a predicted model, not a curated record. Bases 624 to 2189 code for a protein of 521 amino acids. The transcript has 3 exons.
GCAUUCUGCCUGCUACACGGUAGAUUUACCCUGAUAUGACCUUGCCUGUCGACAUGUCCCUCCUGAUAUGAAACGAAACGAGAAUGACUGUGUCGCUGAGAGCUAGUGCUACGAUUUUUAUCUGAUCCUUUCUUCGAGUGAAAGACAAAGCUGCAGUGAGUGGCAGUCAGGCGGCAGUACUUGUAGUGCUGACCAUUCGCGCACAAUCUUGUUCUGUCCUCUCCCGGAAAGACCGCGCGCGUGGCCUCACUGCUCACUACUGCAGCUCAGCUGUUUUAUUGCGAACUGAGCAGGUCGUGUAGCGAGUGUGCAGACUCAGCGAUCAGCUGCUGCUGCGUGGUGAGUGGACGGACGGCAUGCGACAGGUACCUCACUCAGUCGAGCGCUGAAGCUGCAAAAAGGUAGUCGUGAAAUCGUCAUAUCCUGCUGAGUGCUGUGAGGAAGGAACAGGAUUUUACUUAGUUUGGGCACCUGAUUUAGUAGUACUAGUAGUAUAGUUGACUGCGCCCUGAUUUCAGCGUCGUGUAAAUACCGCUCUGCUGACGGUUCGGCGUUGUGGCCGUCACUUGGGUGAGUUGAACUAACUCAGUUGAAGUCGAAUCACUGCGCUCCACGGAUUGAGCAUGGAGACUAGGUACGGUGAAGAUCGCCCAGGUCCCUCGUCGUCCUCCGACUCUGUUUCUCCGCUCAGCAGGCGCAAAGGACCUCUGGCACCUGUGUUGUUGCCUGGCAGUCAGCGGAACCCCCGCUAUCGCGCUGGCGCACUUGGCAACAGUCUGCCGCCAUUGGACGAACCCCCAGCAGUGGAGCUGCGACUCCCGAGCAUCACAAACAACACCGAGAAAACAACGCAGCCUCUACGUCCAGCACCCUUACGACCAGGUGUCAGCAGCGGCGAUGCUAACGAAGGUCGAUGCUCGCCACUAGCGGACGUGGAUCGAAUCGAGCGAUGUCCGUCACCGCUGCUAACUCAGCGGAGAAAAUCGCUCUCUCCGGCGAAACGUAGCGGCGGUGGCGGAGCGUCGUCGCGCCUUCAGCGCUCGCCGGAGCCCAUACGACGCAUCGCGAGUGCAGAGUCAUCCAGCAACGAUGACAUCCCCUCGAUCUACUUAGGCAGCGCCACUAGUACAAAUGGGUCUGUGUCUUCAUCCUCGUCCGCUGAGUAUCUGAGUGAGUCGUACCCACACCAGACAACUAGCAGCAUGUUUAGAGCGAGUAGAAGUGGCUCAAGCUCCACAUCGUCGCACAUCACCAGCCUGCGAGACUUCUCCUCGCUGAGCCGUUCCCUACCGUCACUAACGGAGGAGGAAUCGCCACGACGCACCUCGGCCCCGGCCAUCCAUUCGUCAUCACUCCUCGGAGCACGCCUGCCACGCAGCGGCUCGUUCGAGAGCGAGCUAUCGUCGCACCAUGGCGACUCGCGUCUCGGCCGGCAUCGUCACCAUAGCAACCCGUCGGCGAUGGCAUCCAAGUCGCUGGCCGGCAGCAUGGCAAGCCCGAUGACGUCGCGGCGUCGGCCUCGGCAACCGUCGUCACCAACACCUCUCAGUCUUGGAGACCUGUCACCAGACAUGGCUGCAGGAAUGCUCUACUCCAGGGAGUGUGCUACGUCCUCACGACGACGGAGCAAAACGGUAUCACCGGAGCCCAUCCCCGAGGACGACAUUGCCCCGUCGCCCAGCGUGCUGCGACGUCGCUCACCCUCCCCGCAGCCGCCCGUCCACGCCAGCGGCAUACCCGUGUCGCCCCUGGCAACCAGCGGGCCCGCGCGGCACGUCACCGUGCCAACGUACCAGUCGCUCAUGGUGACGAGCCCGCGACGCACCCGCCCGAACAACGUGAACAUUCUCUCUCGCAGCAUCUCGCCGGGACGCGCUAGCAGUCUGGACAGUGGCGAAGAGCAGUCUCUAACCGGGGCUCUAUCGCCGGUUAAAGAGUUAGAGGCGGACGACGAGGACUCCGACGGCUGCUUGAUGCCGGCGAGUAUGGGACGAACCAGCCGCUCUCGUUCCCUCGGCGAGGUGGACGUCCUCACCACGAAGGCGUUCGCUGUGCCCUCUGGUGUCUCGGCCACAGUCAAGUCCAACAUGACGAAGUCGGCCACACUGGAUGAGCUGCAGUCAAGCAGCAAGUUCUCUGCACCACCACCGCUUAUACGGAGCGAGCCGUGUUUUGAAGACGAUGACUGAUACCAUUGCGGGUGUGUUUGCCAGGCGACCGUUCUUAAUUACGUUCUAGUGUGUGAGUGUGUGUGUGUGUGUGUGUUGGAUUGGGUUGAGCAGGCAGUGCUGUGUAGCGUUGUGUCUAUACCUGUCUGUUGCUGUGUGACCUUGGCUGUAGAGACUGUGUUGGGUGACCUUGAGCACGGUGAAGAAGGAUAUGUAUGUCUAGUUUGUACUACAUAGACUACUGUGUACUAACCACCGGCCAUGUCACAUAGCGUCCAUGCCUGUCUGUUGAGUGACCGUAGACACGCUGAAGACGGAUACGCAUGUGCUGUUUACGCUGCUGCUGUCCCGCCGUGAGUGUUGUGACCCUCCAUUGACGACUGCCAUCUCCCCUGCUCUGCUCUUCUCCGGGUUUCCUCUUUCUUCAUUACCACGAUGGCCGUACGGUAGUUAUGCAAGCUGUCUGGUUGUUGAGAUGUCCACUGAUGGACAGCAAUGGCAGCAAGACCUGAUCUAUUGCCCAGUUGUCGACCUCGGUGGCAGCAGUUGUGGUAGCUUGUCUGGUUGUUGAGAUGUUCACUGAUGGACAGCAAUGACAGCAUUAACAAGACCUGAGCUAUUGCCCACUUACCGACCUCGGUGACAGCAGCGGUGAUAGCUUGUCUGGAUGUUGAGGUGUCCACAGACGUACAACGACGGCAGUUGCAACAAGAUCUGUGCGGGCGCUGCUGAUCUGUCGUCCACUGAUGGACAACGACGGCAUUUGCAACAAGAUCUGUAUGGGCGCUGAUCUGUCGCGGUCCACUUAUCGACCCCGCUGGCGGCAGUAAUACAAAUACAAACCUGUAUGGAUGUUUAGACGUCCACUGCUGGAUAACAAUGCCAAUAAUAACAAGACCGGAGUCUGGACGCCGAGUUGCCGUCCACUGAUCGAGCCACCCGGUCCAACUGCUGCACACUAGAUGACGGCUGAAUUCAAGUGAUCGUCCCCAACAAUAUCUAGAUACGAUUUCUUAUAUGUUUUAGUAUAGAUAGGCCCAGUGCGGUGUACUCAUGUGGAUGCCUGCGUGCAGCCAAUACUGCACCUUAACGGCGAGCCAUUCUCCUUGCCGUCACCACGACGACAAGCUCAGUUUCAUAAUUAGGUAGAAGUUUAGUUUCCUGCUGUAGCGCACAUCCAGCUCUAGACUGUGCACACACUGGCCAGUAGGCCCGAUCAAAGAAAGGAACUGGGUUGACCUCGUUGCCUAUGCAACGUCCAUUCAACGCCGCUCGUGCCGAGUUUUUUUCCCGACUUGAGUGUCCAGACAAGAUCACCCCUGUGCUAAGCCAAUAGUAUCCAUGUAACAUGUUCGGUAUGUGUGUUCAGUAUUGAGUCUAACAUUGAUGUCUGCUCUAUAUUGUUUCCCUCAAUGGUUUCAUGCUAGUGACAUGCAGAGAUUUGGGUUAAGUGUGCGCAGGCAAAAUUAUUCAAAAAAUCCCUAUUAAUUUUUACUCAAUCUGCGGACAGCAUGCUGCAUAAUUUUUAUAAAUCUGCUCAAGAACUUGUUGAAAAUGCUGCCCAGCCUGA